This is a messenger RNA of Osmia lignaria (orchard mason bee), 1581 nucleotides long. RefSeq lists its product as uncharacterized. Gene Ontology annotation, molecular function: structural constituent of chitin-based larval cuticle. NCBI's taxonomy places the organism in Eukaryota, Metazoa, Arthropoda, Insecta, Hymenoptera, Megachilidae. The record is from RefSeq and is a predicted model, not a curated record. Gene Ontology annotation, cellular component: chitin-based extracellular matrix.
CGUUUCGCGAUCUCGUAUUCGCACGGAACACAAUUCCUGCUGGCCGAUGGAAAGUUGGCCUGCGUGUUGCUCGUACCAUAGGAAUUUAAACGGGGAUAUAGGUAUAAGAAGACGGAGACGGGGAGUCGUUCGAGGUAGUGUGAGGCAUAAACGCGGCGGCACCACACCCAGAGUGACCACCAUUGCGACACGGGAUAAUACGGCCAUGCGCGUCGCGGUGAUCUUGUUGGCAUGCGUCACCGUGUUGGUUUCGGCCCAAUUUAAUCAAGACAUAGAGGGUGGUUCGCCACCGAAGGGUUCACCAGGCCCCUUGCGAUCAGCGCGCUUCCAAAGAUUGCCAUCUGCUAGACCAGCUAUUCCAACGCAGGCUGCGCUUGCGAAUCAAAGACUUACCGGUCCACGACGACCCAUCGGAACUGGUCCAGGACCCCUGGCACCAUUCAAACCCCUACGACCCAAUCUGCCAACCGGGCCAGCACCAAAUAUCCCUCAGCAUAUCAAGCCAGUGAACGAAGAACCAGACGAGGAUGCACGAAACCGAGAAUCGCAACGCGAGCAAGACGAUGAUUCGGAAUUGAGCGAGGAGCAAUCGGAAAGUCAAGAAGAAGAUAGCGAAGAAAACGUGCCACGUGCCAUAGCGAAUCUAGGGGCAGUAUCCAGAAGUCCCGCUGGUCCAUCAGCUCAAUCACCUCCAGUACAAUAUCGUCCACUUCAAACAGCUUCACCAUCAACUGGCAGAGGAGGUGGAGUAUCAGCCACCCCGGCUCCACAACCUGUUCAGUACAGACCACCUCCAAAAGCGAACAAACCCAGGAAACCGAUAGAGGAACCGUUCAAACAACAAGUUAAGGCACCUACGAAACCUCUGAAAACAUCACAAGCUUUCGAUGGUCGUGGAAAGAAGCCAGUUGCACAGAUUAUCAGACGGUAUCGUAACGAUAAUCCGGAUGGCUCAAUCACCUGGGGCUUCGAGAACGAUGAUGGAUCUUACAAAGAAGAACUAAUUGGCAUCGAUUGCAUCACUAGGGGUAAAUAUGGUUACAUAGAUCCGGAUGGUAUUCGACGCGAAUACACUUACGAAACUGGCAUCAAAUGCGACGAGGAACAACGCGAAGAAGAUGAAGAAAACGGGUUUGUUGAUUAUCAAGAAAACAAAUUAGUACUCCCCGACGGCAAAACCAUUGAUCUUUCUAGUAUGGGUAAGAAACAGGGCCGCAGGCCUAAAUACGUUCAAAGAAAUUAAAGAAACUUUCAAUUUAAUAUUUUCUUCGUUUGAAGAGAACGCAUAUCAAAAUUUGUCCAAAAACAACUUCCACAGCUACAUAAUUUCUCGUUUUUCUUUGAAAAAAAGGCCAAAAAAGCACAACAAAAUUAUUUGCAGGGAAAGAACAUUCAAUAAUUUAUUUCGUUUAAGUAACGUUUUAGUAGUACAAGUUUCAUCGUAACUAUCGUCGUUGCGUUUUCUUCGUGUUGUUCGAAAUUUGUUAAAUAGAAUUAUUUAGUAUGUAUCUAAUAUCAUGUACAUAUAAAUGUAGGUACCUGUAUCGAGUCGAUCGAAUAAAGAUCACAAAAUACACGUGA